Molecule: messenger RNA, 2222 nt
Organism: Tuber aestivum (summer truffle)
Lineage: Eukaryota; Fungi; Ascomycota; Pezizomycetes; Pezizales; Tuberaceae
Source: the annotation of a GenBank genome assembly
AGGACCACGCUCACGGCACACACAUCUACAAACACACGCUCGUUUUCUUUUCAAUAUCGGGAUACACUUGUCGUGGGGUGUAGCGUUCACCAACUUUCAUCCAUUAUUCAUAAUGGGGGAAAGGGGCCAUGAGUCUCCGAUGGACUUCCAGUGGGAAGGGACUGGGCCCAGUGACCCAAACUCACCUUUUCGCAUGUCUGCUCUGAAUAAUAGUCUUACCCCUACAGCGCAGAAAAAACGUGAGUGUAAAGACAGCUCCUAUGCACGCUACGAAUAUUGACAGACAAGAGACAGGAGACCACUCGUCAUUUCAAUCCGAUACCCCUAAACUCGCCACACUCACGCCUCCCUCAUCACAACCUUUUCUCUUCCAAACAGCGUCAAGACCAGCCCCCCCGCUUUUUAAAAGCGCGUCAUUCACUACUCCUCGCCAAACUGCGGAUACCCCACGGAAGUCGCUGUUUUCCGUUGCUCGCGAUGCCACGGCAGAUGCUGAUAUGGAAACCCCCGAGACCCCGCAGACUCCCUGUUCGCCAGCUAAAGGAUCUCCGACAAAGUCUUCAGCAUUAAUCUCGCCAAUCCGUAAGACCGGCCGCGGUGAGAUCAAACGUGUGAGUAAUGACGGUGCGAUCAACAAGGUCCGUCGGCGCCGUAUGAAUCAAAAGUUCGAGCGUGGGGGCUGGUGGACGAUAUCUGGGCCCGCUGGGUCCGCCAGUGAGGACGAGGGCCAAGGCGCUGAAGAUGAUGAGGAUGACAACGAUGACGAUGGACGGCAGAUUUACGGAGACAUGAGUACUCCCCGGCGGUGGGGAUCAAAGGCCAGGUCCGCCGCUGCAAGGUGGGCUCAGACUCAUCGGGAAAUCCCGAUCAUCGCGUCGCAGUACCUGCAGCUAUUCUUCAAUCUCAGCAUACUGCUUUUGCUACUGUACGCCGUUUUCUGCUUCUACCUUACCAUCCGCCGGGACGUGGAUCAGAAAAUUGAGGAGUAUUCCGCAGAGAUUGUCCAGGAGAUGAGUCAGUGCGCGAAGGACUACGUUGAGAAUCGCUGUGAUCCGAAUAUGCGUGUGCCGGCGAUGGAAAUCAGGUGCACCGCCUGGGAACGCUGCAUGAAUAGGGAUCCUACGCAGGUUGGCAGGGCCAGGGUUUCGGCGGAGACGUUUGCAGAGAUCAUCAAUAGUUUUAUCGAACCCAUUAGCUAUAAAACAAUGGUAAGCACUUCUCUUUUAUAUCGGCUCUGGGGGAUGAAGGCUGAUAGAGGUAGUUCUUCUGCACUAUUCUCUUCUUCGGUGGCCUAACUGUCUCGAAUAUGGCCUUUGGAUAUUUCAGAGCUAAAACUCUCAACCAUCCGGCGCCGUAUCUUGCCGCUGCCGCUCCCAUGGCGGACCAUUGGGACCCUCACCAACAGCUCCACCAACAAACCGGAUAUAAAAGUGCUCCCGGAACACCCAUGCCCACUACCCCCGCGCGCGGAAUCAAGUAUAGGGAAUUAAGAACACCGGGAACCGCGAGAAGGAAUUUACAAUGGCAAUGAUGUGCAUUUGAGAUCGGAAGUGGAAGAUGGAAACAGGCUUGUGAAGGAUGUGUUAGUGGGAAAGAGGGGCAACUCGAUGCAAUGUAUGAAAUGGAGUUUUCGUUCAUGGGUUUGGGAUUUUUGAUUUUCUUCCCCUUUUAUUCUUGCUUUCGAGGGCGAGGGGAACAAUGGGCGGAGGCUAUACUCGACUGCAGUCUAUUUUUGCAACCCUGCGACUGUGGUCUGUCCUAUCCGGCUUGCGUGUUACCCGGAAUAUUCUGCUCUCUUUUGUCUUUCCAUAGGAUUUCUGGAGGUGCUUGGAUCGGGACCAGUACUCGGUAUCCGUAGAUGUAUCAAGACCGAUUCGCCCCCCUCUGUAGCAUCGUAUGUUUUGGCGGGAUACCAGUUUCUGUGUGCUUGUGCUUGGUGGCGGGCGGUCUGGAAGGCUAGGGAUAGUGCCGGUGCCAGGGGAGUAGGGGUCAAGUAGCAUGGUAAAAUCCCACGAUCCCAUGAUCCCGAUAGACGCCUCUGGCUCUAUCCCUUCGUAAGUUUUCCGGCACCCGAACCGCAGCAACAGCGUUGCCAACCCGUGCAGUGCAAAUGAUGAACGGCAAAACAACCUAAAAAUUUCCCAAUAUCGUGACAGAUCUUCUUCAGGGGAUUAUCGGCCAGGCCAGUCAAGAGUUGUAGCCUUUCCCACAAGGGUGUGUGU